Molecule: messenger RNA, 1762 nt
Organism: Centropristis striata (black sea bass)
Lineage: Eukaryota; Metazoa; Chordata; Actinopteri; Perciformes; Serranidae
Gene: c21h10orf88
Product: chromosome 21 C10orf88 homolog
Exons: 9
Coding region: 248-1528 (426 amino acids)
Source: RefSeq, a predicted model, not a curated record
UGUCUGAUGACGUCACACCACAACACCCCGUCGCACAUGCAGGCUGUCGUCGGAUGGAUUUGAAGCGUUAGCUGGAAGUCAGACAUUCACUGUUUUUAUCAUCUUUUUCUCCCUGUAAUCAAGUUUUUUAAUAAAUACAUCUGAAGAAAUGCGAAGACGAAGAUUUAGAAACCUGAGGAAGGUGAGGUAAUCAACGGUUCCAGCUGGAGCUAUUCAAGCUUGUCUCUCAUUAGGCUCCUGUCUCAUCAUGGUGGACAUCGGUGUGAAGAGCGGAGCUGCUUGGCUCUGUCAGACUGAGGGACGUCAGCUGGCUGAUGUCCUGCUUCCUGUUCACAUCAGCAACACGGACGAUGAAGAAGAAGAAGAAGAAGAGCUCAGUCAGGCUGCAGGAGACGAGACAAACUGCAGCGGCCCAGUGCUGCUGCAGCAGACAGCAGAAGGCUCUCCUUGUGUCCUGACGCUGCGCUGCAGCUCCAGCUCCAUCAGCCGCCUGCUGCUCAUCACUGAGGCUCGCACCAUGGAGGUGUAUGAUGAGACUGGAGAGUACUGUGGGACGAUACGAGGGGAGAGAGACGACAGCAUCCAGCCAGACGGUUCAGACAGAGGGCCGUUCUACAAGAAACAGCUGAUCCUGGAGCGUCCAUCAUCAGCCUGUGAAGUCAAGCUGCUCUCUCUGGCCGGUAGAAACAGUGUCCUGGUGUGUCGGGUGGUCGUGGCCCUUAAAGCGCUGCGGCCCUGUGCAGCCCUCGGCCCCGGCAUCAACAUGCAGCAGGUCCAGUGUCUGGUGGAGGAGAUGGGGACCAGCCUCUCACCUGGAGCCCAGAACCUGAUGGAAAUGGUUCAAUACCAGCAGAAGAACCAGACGGGCUCUCUGGGGGGCUUCCUGCCUCUCCUGAUGGGUGGAGGAGUUUUCUCCGCUCUCACUCAAAGAACCAACGUACCAACCCCAGCAGCCGUCAGCAGCCAGCCUGGAGACUCCACGGCUCCAGGUGGAGGCGACUCCAUCAGGCCUGCAGGUGAAGCUCCUCCAGCUCAGAACGGAGCAGACGGAUCCACUCACCUUCCUGCUGCUGCUGGCAACACAACAAAUAGAACCAGCAGUGAGGGUGGAGGCCCAGUGAGCCACGCCCAGCUGGCCCAGAUGAUGGCACACUUCCUGAAGGGGCCCCAGGGGCCCCAUGAGGGGCCCCAGCAGGUGUUGGGCCCCGGCCCCGAGCUGCUGCCCAUGCUGCAGAGCCUCUGUGGUCAGGUGACCAAGCUGAGGCUGGACGAUGCUGCAGCGCUGGCGGAGAAGGAGAAGAUGAUGAAGAACGGUUCAUGGGAGCUGGACGCAGCCAUGGAGCGCCGUCUGGAGGAGAUGGAGCGCAGGCUGAAGGAGCACGUGGACCGCCGGCUGGACGCUCUGGAGCAGAAGCUGGAGGAGGCUCUGCUGAACGCCCUCCGCCAGGGAGCAGGGAGCAGCUCGGCAGGAGACGCAGCUCCUAGAGGAGCAGAGGAGCAGAAGGCCCCGACUCCUGCCACGCCCUGAGGAAACAUCUGCUAAAAGACUAACGCAGUAACAUGGAACCUGCAAGGCUUCCUGCAGGUCUCUGCUCCUUCACUAGACCUGAGUCACAGAGGAAGCAGAGCAGGCACUAAAAACAGGAACCUGGUCUCACAGGAAUCCGUGAAAUAGCCACGGAAUCACUCAAAUUUCCGUGAAACUGACACGGAUUUCGCUACAAUGCAAGUUAAUGACAGUCAUAUCCCGUGGCUAUUCCAU